Molecule: messenger RNA, 960 nt
Organism: Dissoconium aciculare CBS 342.82
Lineage: Eukaryota; Fungi; Ascomycota; Dothideomycetes; Mycosphaerellales; Dissoconiaceae
Exons: 2
Coding region: 253-753 (166 amino acids)
Source: RefSeq, a predicted model, not a curated record
CCAGCCUGUGCCCAGGUGGAGACAGGACUAUACAACCGCGCGCUUCACCGCAGUCGAACACGGCACGCUGCACCAAUCACUCGACAAUUUGUGUCAUCUUCUUUGCGACGCGCCGAGACUUACGUUUGACCAAUCCAGUGUUCCUAGAAAGCGCCGAUGUGUGAUGUAGUCCAAUGACCAGAGAGAAUGGCUUCACUCAACGUGAAUUCAAAGCUGGGCGGCUAGAUGAUAGUAGACGAAUAUAAUACAGCCAUGAGUGACGGCGACACAAGAGUUACACGAGGUUAUUCUCGAUCUGUACGACCGGAGUCGACACCCAUCAUUAAUCGACCUACGCACAGCCUUCGAUACAGCCCGUUUUCCGUCACCACGAGUCGUGCCAUCAAAGCCUCCAUUCAACAGCUCAAGACCCAUGUUUUAGGGGCCAAAUCUCGGGUGGAGAAGAUCCUAAAGGGUGGAGGAUCUCCUGGAGCAAGAGCUGCUCCGGCACGGGUGGGCAAGCACGAUGCCGACAUUGGAGUGCGUUUGGACUACGGCGACAUGAUCACCCGCAAUGGAAUCGAGUACCAGCGUUACAAGCUUCAGGCCAAUAAGCAAGCUGCGAACGCGACUAUAAAAGCAAUCGCGGCCAAGAACUCGCAUCAGGUUUUGGCUGAGGUCGACGUCCCGAUCAAUCCUGCCCCUGAAAAGGCCGACGAGACCUUGGAAAAUAUGUUCGACCAUCUCGAGAAGAAUAUCACGUAUACGAUCUAGAGCAAGAAAUGGAUCACCGCGACCGAAUAUCGCUUUGCGUCCAAAAUGCGUGCUACAGCACGCUGAGCAAGUGUCGCACCUCGGGCGUGUUUAUUUCCGGUCCACGAAGUGAUGUUGGAGUUCGCCGCCGUUUGUUAUCUGCAUGGAGUCCUUGUCACAAGUUUAUGAGCCAUUCGCGUAGCCAUUAUCAAAAUUUCUAACUCAUCG